CUAUACCUAUGUAUGAAAGCAAGUGUACCUACCUCACUGUAAUAGUUUUUCCCGAUGGGAUAUCAACUAAUGUCUUCCUAUGCUGUGUGAUGAGUGGAAGUGUCAGAAAUGUAUUUACUAAAAACCACCCCGGUAACCUUUCAGAUAAUCUCACAGGCUCGGCAAGCAUGGGCCCUAAUGGACUACCUAUCAUACGGUUUACAUGAGCGCUAACACGUGCACCUGCACGUAAACUCAGACACUAAUUGAAUAAGUGUUCAACAGACAACAGAUUAAUAGUUAACACCAUGCCUGAAGUGAAGCUGGAGGAGGUCCGUCGGUUUAUGGAGGACGCCCUCAAGUCUGUGGGGGCUCCCGAGUCGGAGGCGAGGGCCCACGCGGACCUGCUGAUGCACGCCGACACGGUGGGACAUUACAGCCAUGGAUUAAACCGACUUGAAUUCUACGUAAACGACUGCCAAACGGGAACGUGCAUACCGGCUGCUAAGCCAGUCAUCCUUAAGGAGUCUGGUGCAACCGCGUGGGUGGACGGUAACAACGCCCUAGGGGCUACUGUCGGCAACUUCUGCAUGAACAUCGCCAUCAAGAAGGCUAAGGAAUGCGGCGUUGGAUGGGUUUCCGCAAAGCAGAGUAACCACUACGGCAUGGCUGGGUACUGGGCGUUGCAAGCGGAGCGUGAGGGUCUCAUUGGUUUAGCUUUCACCAACUCUUCACCUAUCAUGGUUCCCACCAGAUCCAAACAGAGGGCGUUAGGAACAAAUCCCAUUGCUAUGGCAGCGCCCGCGUCAGGAGGUGAUAAGCUUGUAGUGGAUAUGGCGUCCACCACUGUAGCUAUGGGAAAGAUUGAAGUACAGAUCCACAAAGAAGAGCCAAUACCUGAGGGUUGGGCUUUGGGAACUGACGGGAGACCAACAACUGACUCCAAAGCAGCGUUCCAAGCUGGUAUGCUGAUGCCACUGGGUGGCGAGGAGAAGACUAGUGGCUACAAGGGUUAUGCCCUCAGCGCAAUGGUUGAGGUUUUCUGUAGCGGAUUAUCUGGAUCCAAGUCGACACAUAACAUACGUAACUGGGAGUUGUCGAGUGCUCAAGGUCCGCCAGACCUCGGGCAGUGUUUCGCCGCCAUAAACCCGAGCUGCUUCGCACCCGGCUUUGCUGAGAGGAUCGCUGAUUGUCUGAACACCUGGAGGAACUUAGAACCGGUUGACCCCUCUCUACCCGUCUUAGCACCAGGAGAUAAGGAACAGAUGACAAGUGAGAAGACCAAAGCUAAAGGAACGGUCUUCUAUCCGCAGAAACAAAUAGAAACCAUGGAAGCAAUGGCCAAGAGGAUCGGUAUUAAACCUCUUCAAACGGUGUAGACAACAUUCGUAGAUCAGAUAUUGUAGAAUAAGAUACAUUAAGAUUUUAUAUCGGAACCACACGAAUGCAAAACCUUAACAGUGUAUCAUAAUCUUCGACAAGUGAAUUUGUGCCUUAAUUGGUUUCACACCGGUUUUUAACUCCUAAAACGAAACCAAGUGGUUUAGAGAUUUGAGGUUUUCAGCAAGUGCUGAUCUUGUGGUUCCGGUGUCAAGUCAAAUUGCGGCAGUAAAUAAUAUAUGUGCUUAUUAACUGUAAGAUAACCUAGUAUAAUGUUAGGCUAAUAAUUUAAAGCUACAUUCGCUUAAGUGGUAUGAAUGUAUCUUCGAGAGCCGCUAGCGAAUUGCCACACAAACAUUAUGAAACAGUUAUAUUGGAAAUAAUAUUACGCAUUAUAGU
Messenger RNA from Trichoplusia ni (cabbage looper), 1758 nucleotides. RefSeq names its product (2R)-3-sulfolactate dehydrogenase (NADP(+))-like. The coding region runs from base 288 to 1358 and encodes 356 amino acids. NCBI's taxonomy places the organism in Eukaryota, Metazoa, Arthropoda, Insecta, Lepidoptera, Noctuidae. The transcript is spliced from 9 exons. The record is from RefSeq and is a predicted model, not a curated record. Gene Ontology annotation, molecular function: oxidoreductase activity.